Penicillium taxi is the source of this 1818-nucleotide messenger RNA. RefSeq names its product acetyltransferase SAS4-like domain-containing protein. Gene Ontology annotation, cellular component: SAS acetyltransferase complex. The transcript is spliced from 2 exons. The coding region runs from base 1 to 1818 and encodes 605 amino acids. Lineage: Eukaryota; Fungi; Ascomycota; Eurotiomycetes; Eurotiales; Aspergillaceae. Gene Ontology annotation, molecular function: histone acetyltransferase activity. The record is from RefSeq and is a predicted model, not a curated record.
AUGGCCCUCCUGUCACGGUCGCUCCGCCCCGUGCGACAGACCACCUUCCACACGGAUGAUAACGGGCUGGUGUCGCUGAAAAAACACAACAAACCGAAUGAGAAUGUUCCGCAUCGCGGCAAGGGUUCUUCCGACUGUCUAGACACCACUACCCAGGACAUCCCGACCGACACCAGUAAAGCCCGACACGUCAACCCUUCCCUGGCCACGCGCCCGCGAACUUCGACCCGGCGCAAUCAUCGAUCCUCUUCUGCCUCUAUCGACACUGUCGCUUCGCCUAGUCAAUUGAAAAUAGCAGGGAAUUCCUCUGUAAAUGGUAAUGGUGUCAGCCAAACCCCUCGCGGGGUUCCCGAUAUCGCUUCCGCGACAGAUUCCCUACGUGAUGGAUGCGAGUCGCCGGACCCAUUGGACACCAUCUCACCGGCUCCUGUUGAAGAUGCUGCGAAGUUGCGUUCCGGAGCUUCUGUUCAGGCUGGUCGCUCGGAGAGCAUACGCAAAUCUCCUAUCACGAAUAUUGGUGCCCGACACAAUGACCCCGAUCCGAAAACGGAUCCGGGUAAGAAAAUUAAGACUGAGGGCAAUGAGCUGGCGGUUCCUGAAGCGCGUCCGGCCGAUGCGACUCGGUCGCAUCAGAAGCCAAAGACCGAGCCUAUUCCCGAUCAGCAUGCAGGACAAUCUACGGAGAGGCGAUCACUACGCUCAGGAGAUAGCGGUUCCAAGACCAAGAGCGAGCUGGCACAGUACUUCUACAACUAUGAGCAGAUAAUAUGCCUUGAUGAUCCCAAGCCAGAAACUCUCGCAGCGAACACGCUCCUUACGUUGGUGGACGACCUUUCGGAAAAAAUCCCACCUCCAUCUAAGAUAGACUCAAAACCUUUCGGAAACCCGCUGAAGAAUUUGUACAACUGCCAGAUUGUCACACUUCCCAAGCCUUCAUCUAGGAAUGCGGACCCACUGGGCGAAGAUCUCUACUUCCGCGCACAUCGCAAAUUCGAGCGGCAAGAGAAGCAACUGCGCAACAUUGAGCGAGACCGUGCGCAGCAUGAGAAAGAGAAAGUUGACCGGCUCUUGGAUGACCUGCGGGGACAAGACUGGCUACGAAUCAUGGGUCUCACCGGCGUCCAUGAGAGCGAGAAGAAGCUUUACGAGCCUAAACGGAAGAUUCUCAUUCAGGAGCUAGUCGCUGUAGUGAAUAAGUUUCAAGCUUGGAAGGACGAGGAGAGACGUCGGAAGCUAGCUAGAGAGAAGCCGCCAGCUGAAGAUGCUGAAGCCGAGUCUCACUCCUCUCGAAAGCGAGCGCGACCCGAAGACGAGAAAAGCACACCGGGGUCUGGGAUUGGGACUCCUGACCCCAGCGAUGUGGAUGCUUUGGCAGCACGCCAGCUACACCAGGAGGCGCGCACCGCUUCGGCGACCAGGCGACCCAAAUCCAUGUCUUCAACGCGCAAGCCCAAGUCCGAGCCCGUUGAUAACGACAACAUCACCCCAGACCAAAAACGCUCUAUCAAGCGCCAAAAGAGAAACUACGAUGCAAGCCCUUCACCACUACCCACAGUCUCUCCUACGGCCAUCAACUCUUCACCUCCAGACGACAAGCCAUUCACAUCCUACCUCAAAGACCCGAAUCAACGCGCAACUGCCGUCGUCGUUAUGAACGGCACAUCUCACAGUCCCAGUCAACCCAUCAUAGCAUUUGGACAGCCCAUUCCCGAAAUAGAGGAACAGGAAUUUGCACCACCGUCCGAUCUUCUCACAGAAGAAGCGAUCAAGGCAUCUCAGCGACAACGCCGCCGCCUGAAACGACAAAGCCAGAGUUGA